Molecule: messenger RNA, 1557 nt
Organism: Heteronotia binoei (common prickly gecko)
Lineage: Eukaryota; Metazoa; Chordata; Lepidosauria; Squamata; Gekkonidae
Gene: PRDX6
Product: peroxiredoxin 6
Exons: 5
Coding region: 158-832 (224 amino acids)
Biological process (GO): cellular oxidant detoxification; cell redox homeostasis
Cellular component (GO): mitochondrion; cytosol
Molecular function (GO): peroxiredoxin activity
Source: RefSeq, a predicted model, not a curated record
GCUAAACAGGCACCCAGGGUGGCAUCUUCAAGGAAGGUGGAAAUUUCCGGAAGCUCCACCCCUUCCCUAUAAAGUCACGCCCCCAAGCUCUGCAAGAGCUUGUCUCUUUCGCUUUUGUAUUCAGGUGGUGUGAUUGUAUUUUUUCCGCGCUGCUAUCAUGCCGGGCCUCCUGCUAGGGGACGAAGCUCCCAACUUCGAAGCAGAGACCACCCAGGGCCGGAUCCGCUUCCACGAGUUCCUGGGAAACUCAUGGGGCAUUCUGUUUUCUCAUCCACGGGACUUCACUCCAGUCUGCACCACAGAGCUUGGCCGAGCAGCAAAGCUGGCACCAGAAUUUGCCAAGCGUAACAUUAAAAUGAUAGCCCUCUCCAUAGAUGACGUCAAAGACCAUCUCUCUUGGAGCAAGGAUAUCAAUGCCUACAAUAAGGAUGAGCCCACAGAGAAGCUGCCCUUUCCAAUAAUUGCAGACUCUAAGCGGGAACUUUCUGUUCAGUUGGGGAUGCUGGAUCCAGAUGAGAGAGACAAAGAAGGCAUGCCUUUGACUGCUCGUGUUGUAUUUGUAUUUGGUCCUGACAAGAAACUCAAACUCUCUAUCCUCUACCCAGCGACCACUGGAAGAAACUUUGAUGAGAUUCUAAGAGUCAUUGAUUCCCUGCAGCUGACAGCUGCAAAGAAAGUUGCCACCCCGGUUGACUGGAAGCCUGGGAAUGAAGUAAUGGUAAUUCCAAGCCUGUCAGAUGAAGAGGCCAAAAAGCUGUUUCCGGGUGGAGUUUGCACUAAAGAACUCCCAUCAGGGAAGAAAUACCUUCGUUACACCUCUCAUCCAAAAUAAAACAACAGCUGUGAAGAGUGGUUGAACAAACCAGAAAGUUGAUCACGGGGGCUUUUUUAGAACAAAUGAUAUAACUGCUUUGUGUGAAAAUGUUUAAGGAUGUGAAGGCAUUUUUUUUUUUUUAGUUUCUCCUUGGAACAUGGUAGCUGGUGAAGUUUCAGCUAGCUAUCAGGUAAAGGCUGCUUCUCAUCUAUGUGAUCAGCUGUCUGGGUUUGGGCUGUGAGCAGAGUCUGCAAUAAUGUACUAAUGGGCAGUUAAUUAUUUACUUUCAACCCUUCAGCUUUCUGUUCUUCAGUCGCAUAAUCCGGUGCCUCCUCGGCAUUACAAAUUUGUGAAUGGAAGCUAAAUUCUGUUGCUGCCAAAAUUCCUGAUUAAGUAGAGAAGAAUCUCAAUGUUGUUCAAAUAUAGUCAUGCACUUUUAAAAAAAAAAAAAAAGACUGAGGGUUCUUGGGUACAGUUCACCAGAUGAAAGUGCAUUUUUCCCACAGUGGGAAGUUUGUUCCAGUAACCAUGUGCCUUUAUUGCAAAGAAAUGAACCUUAUUACAAAGAAGUGAACCUACUGUAUUAGUUAAAAGCUGUAAUGAAAAGCUGGUGUUCGUUAUGCCGAUGAUGUAUUGGAGAUGUGAAGCAGAUUAGCUUUACUGAACAAACAUUUAACAACUUUUUCUGUAUCUUUGUCUUUUUGGUCAUGAUCCUUCACUCAGAAAAUAAAAUUAGCAACUAA